GAGGACACGAACAUGUUAACAUGCUUUAGGUAUGUUCUAUAGCUGAACAUGUGGUUUAUUGCAUCUGUCUCUCAGGACGUUUAGUGUCUGAAGGAGCAGCUCUGUUCUGCUGCAGUCAGAAGGUUCAGAGACUUCAGUGAUUUAUGAGCGUUCCAGAGAAAGUGACCGUUCAAAGCGAACGAGGUGCAGCGGAAAGAACAAGGAAGAGGAAAGAUGAAGAUCAGAGCAGGAAGAGCUCAGAGCGACCAGAAGUGAGCGCGCCGAGGAGGAAGAUUAAAACGGAACAAAAUACAGAAAAUAAGAGCGAAAGCUGCAGCGGAUCCAAACCUGUAGGACAGCACAUGUGGCAGAGAAGCUCCUUCAUGACGACCAUGAGGCUCAAGAGUCAGCUCUGUUUCCUGGUUCUGGUGAUUUCUUCUGUUUCAAGAGGACGAAGCCAAACUGCAGAUUCUCCACCUGGUGACGAGCAGGAGGUGGAGAAUGAAGUCGUCCCGACUCCACUGCUCCUGAAUGAAACUAAGGAUGACGCUAACGGCUCCAUAGCGUCCAAUCUGACUUUACCACUUGCCCCUGCGGAGGCGGUUUCCAUGCCUUCUACAGACUCGGUUAAUGCAACGACAACCGAAGGCUCGACGUCACCGGUUCCACCCUACACCUCCGUGAUGACGGUUUCUAUGGUGACGGAUCAUGCCCCAUCCACAGACGGAGCAGCUGAGGACAAACCGAGUCCCUCGUCGUGGGGCUACGUGGUGCUGGCGCUGAUCCUGCUGGUCAUCGUGGUUCUGUGCGUCAUCCUCUACUUCCUCCGCCGAGUCUCCAGGACGUACUCCUUCGACCUGCAGCGGCCGGGCCCGGUGGACCACCUGAACCUGCCCAUCGGCACCUUUGAGCCGGUCUACGUGGACGACCUGGAGCGACCGACUCCGAAAGAAAACACGACGAGUGAAGAAGCUGCUCCGGCUGCCAACGGAACCAGCGUGCAACCGGAGGAGACGUCCUGGAGCGAGCAGAACGCUGCUCAGGAACAUCCAGAUGUGAAUGGUUUGGAGACGUCCCCGGCCAGGCUCACCAGUAACACCAGUGAGACCAGUGAGACCAGUGGGACCAGUGGGACCGGUGUGUCGCUGGACGCUGACCCAGUGGAGCCCCUGGAGGGUCCCAGUCUGAUGUUCAGUGAUGCUGGAGAGCAGCAGAAUGAGAACAACAACAAUCCCUCGGUUCGUUCCAGCGACCCCUUCGUGGAGAUCAACCUGGACGAGCCGGUCUGCUGCGACCAGCUGCUCACCAGCCCUGAAGCUCCGUCAUCAGUCCUCCCCUUCUCUCCGUUCUCCUUCUCCUCCUCCUCCUAGCAUCUCCACCUCCACGCUGGAGCCAAACUGAACCUUCUUGGUGUCAAACUAAACCGUCUGUUCGGUACUUCUUGUUUUUGAAAGGUUGCUUUGAUCCACUAAUCUUCUCGUGUUCUGUUUUUUACACCAACACACUUUAAAACAACAUUUAACUCAAACUGAAGCCAUCAUGUAGGUACGAUGUGUUUGUAAUCUGAUAUCAGAGACAGUACUCUGCUGUAGGAGUAAUCUGAUUACAGUGGUGUUAGAGUCACUCGGGGCUCUGCUGUUUCCUCACACCAGAAGAAUCUCUUCAGUCAGUAAACGAUAGUUCCUGUAGAGACUGUUUCUGUUCAAACACUUUCACACGUUUGUAACGUUUCUGUUUAAUCUCAGACGCGUUGGCUUUUAUCUGCUGUUUUUAGCAGCAGCUCUUCUCCUACUUGUUACUCUUGAUAGAAACUGACCAGAAACACAUGAAUGAACGUCUUAACGCAGCGUUUGGCUCGAUUCAGGAAACGACACAAACAGGAGCUUCUGGUCACAUGACGGCCCACGCUGAUUAAAAACACGAUUAAUAAUGAUGAUGUCUGCCUGAAAGGAGAAAGCCACGACCUGCUGGUUCACUGUUAGACUGAUGUUCAGGCGUUUGUUUCUAUGUUUGUGUUGAAAUAAAUUUGAAUUUGGUUUCAAAAUAAAACUGAACUUUGUUGA
Molecule: messenger RNA, 2042 nt
Organism: Stegastes partitus (bicolor damselfish)
Lineage: Eukaryota; Metazoa; Chordata; Actinopteri; Pomacentridae
Product: flocculation protein FLO11
Exons: 10
Coding region: 144-1349 (401 amino acids)
Source: RefSeq, a predicted model, not a curated record